This is a messenger RNA of Lagopus muta (rock ptarmigan), 2261 nucleotides long. RefSeq names its product syntaxin binding protein 3 (gene STXBP3). NCBI's taxonomy places the organism in Eukaryota, Metazoa, Chordata, Aves, Galliformes, Phasianidae. Gene Ontology annotation, molecular function: syntaxin binding. The coding region runs from base 69 to 1844 and encodes 591 amino acids. Gene Ontology annotation, biological process: neurotransmitter secretion; vesicle-mediated transport; intracellular protein transport. The transcript is spliced from 19 exons. Gene Ontology annotation, cellular component: plasma membrane; secretory granule. The record is from RefSeq and is a predicted model, not a curated record.
GAGGGGCGGGCCGGCACCGCCUCUGAAGAGGGCGCGGUCUGGAGCUGCCUAGUGGUACUGCGAGCAAGAUGGCGCCGGCGGUGCGGGGGCUGAAGAGUUUGGUGUGGCAGAAGCUGAAAUCUGCAAUAUUUGAUGACUGUAGGAAAGAGGAUGAAUGGAAGGUAAUUCUUUUGGAUGAUUACACUACUAAAUUACUGUCAAUGUGCUGCAAAAUGUCUGAUCUACUAGCAGAGGGUAUCACAGUGGUGGAGAACGUGUAUAAAAACCGAGAACCUGUUCCACACAUGAAAGCAAUAUAUUUCAUAACUCCAACCAAAAAGUCUGUAGAUGGUCUUAUUGAUGACUUCAUCAGUAAAUCAUCCAGCAGAUACAAAGCAGCGUACGUCUAUUUCACUGACACUUGUCCUGACAACCUCUUCAAUAAAAUUAAGUCUUCCUGUGCCAGAUCAAUAAGGAGAUGCAAGGAAAUCAGUGUUUCCUUCUUCCCAUAUGAAUCUCAGGUAUUUACCCUCAACGUCCCGGAUGCAUUCUAUUGCUGUUACAGUCCAACUCUUGAAAAUACGAAGGAUAAAGAUGCUGUGAUGGAAGCAAUGGCUGAACAAAUUGUUACCUUGUGUGCCACUCUAGAAGAGAAUCCAGGCGUGCGAUCUAAAAGCACACCUUCAGAUAAUGCCAGCAGACUUGCACAGCUUGUUGAAAAGAAGCUUGAGAACUACUACAAAACUGAUGAGCAAAGCCAAAUAAAGGCUAAAACCCACUCACAAUUAAUAGUAAUUGAUCGAGGCUUUGACCCAGUAUCAACUGUCCUUCACGAACUCACGUUCCAGGCUAUGGCGUAUGAUCUACUGCCAAUUGAAAAUGAUACUUACAAAUACAAAGCAGAUGGGAAGGAAAAGGAAGCAAUCCUGGAAGAAGAUGAUGAGCUCUGGGUGAAGAUGCGGCACAAGCACAUUGCAGACGUAAUAGAGGAAAUAUCUCAACUGUUGAAAGAAGUUUCAUCGAAGAAGAAAGCAGCAGAAGGAAAAUUAACGUUAUCCAGUCUGGCCCACUUAAUGAAGAAGAUGCCACAGUAUCGUAAAGAGAUCACUAGGCAAGUUGUCCAUCUUAACAUAGCAGAAGACUGCAUGAGCAAGUUCAAAGCUAACAUAGAAAGGCUUUGUAAAACUGAACAGGAUUUGGCUCUUGGAACUGAUGCAGAAGGUCAAAAAGUGAAAGACUCCAUGAGAGUCCUCCUUCCGGUUCUGCUCAACAAAAGUCACGACAGCUAUGACAAAAUUAGAGCCAUUCUCCUGUAUAUCUUCAGCACAAAUGGAACUACCCAGGAGAACUUGGACAAGCUGAUCCAGAAUGUACAAAUAGAAAGUGACAGUGAUAUGAUAAGAAACUGGGAAUACCUUCAUGUCCCUAUUAUCUCUUCAUCAGCUGUUCAGCAACAAAAGCAACCAAGGAGGGACCGCUCUGCAGAAGAAACUUUUCAGCUCUCUAGGUGGACACCUCUUAUAAAAGAUGUUAUGGAGGAUGCUAUAGAAAACAAACUGGAUUCAAAAGAGUGGCCUUAUUGUUCCCAGUGUCCUCCUACCUGGAAUGGCUCAGGAGUAGUAAGUGCUCGCCAGAAGCCUAAAGCUAGCUAUCCAGAUGAGCGAAGGAGUAAAGCCAGACUGAUUUUAUUUGUGAUUGGAGGAAUUACGUACUCGGAGAUGCGCUGCGCUUAUGAAGUUUCUCAAGCCUUCAAGUCUUGUGAAGUUAUCAUUGGUUCUACACAUGUUUUGACUCCUAGAAGACUACUGGAUGAAGUCAAGAGCCUUAAUAAACCAAAGGAUACAGUCUGCAUUAAGGAUGAGUAGGACUGGGCGUGAUGCUUUAGGCAUCAAACAGUGUAGAACAUGUACAUAUUCUCACACUGCUGGCUCUUCCAGUGUAGUGGGACACAGUAUGUUUCUGACUAAUUGAAUGUCACUUUAAAUUAUGAAGUUGCUGCUUUUUUUGGGGGGGAAGUAGAAGGCAGAAGGGGAAAAAAUAAUCAGGGUGUGCUUUUUGAGAAGGUUACAUUCAUUCCUAAUAAAUUAUAUGAAAGUUAUUCAGAUUAUAUAUGAACUGUAAUUGUUUUUGAAAACUGUGAAGCAUUUUUCUAAGAGUUGGUUGAAUUAAAAAGGCUCCAGGCACUUAAAGGCGAUGUCUCUGAUGUUGUCUCUGUGAAAUAACUCAUUGGAAACAUUAACUGCAUGUCAUUGUUAAAAUACUUUUUUUUUUUUUUUUUUUUU